AUGGGUCGACGCGUCUCCAUCUCUCCAUCUACGCCUAGGUCUCGCGCUAUGGACAAGUACGAGCAGUUAGCAGUUGUAGGUGAGGGAUCGUAUGGCGUUGUGUUGAAGUGCCGUCGCCGGGACAAUGGCCAGCUGGUAGCUAUCAAGAAGUUUUUGGAGACGGAAGAUGACGCAGCCGUCAGGAAGAUGGCACUUAGAGAGAUAAGGAUGCUAAAGAAACUCCGCCACGAUCACCUCGUGAAUAUGAUCGAAGUUUUUCGUCGCAAGCGUCGCUUCUACCUUGUGUUUGAAUACCUUGAUCACACGCUGCUUGAUGAGCUGGAAGCAUCAUCGGGCGGUCUCGGGGAAGACGCGGCUAAGAAGCACCUCUACCAAUUGCUGAAGGGAGUGGACUAUUGUCACCAGAAUUCGAUUAUUCACCGUGACGUCAAACCCGAAAAUGUCCUCGUCUCGAAUAAUGGUAUCGUCAAGUUGUGCGAUUUGGGCUUCGCUAGAGCCCUGGCUGCUCCCGGGGAGCCCUACACGGAGUAUGUAGCGACCAGGUGGUACAGAGCUCCUGAAUUACUCGUCGCUGAACACAGAUAUGGUCCAGAAGUAGAUGUAUGGGCGAUUGGAUGUCUCUUCGCUGAAAUGCUAACCGGAGAUCCUCUAUUUCCUGGUGACUCUGACAUCGACCAGCUGGCACACAUUAUCAAAACUGUUGGUAAACUAGCUCCUCGUCACCAGCAAGUAGUGUCCAGGCUAGCUGGUGGUGCAGCGCUUUGCUCUGGUCCCGUUGGCACAAGGAGUAAUCUACCUGGUAUCGGUCUGGCUAAGGAGCUUCUAUCGGCCUCACUUAGAACUGAGCCACGGGCGAGGCCCUCUGCGUCAGCGUUACUACGACAUAAAUACUUUAAUGCUGACGGUUUUGCGGAGAGCUUUAAUGCAGAGCUGAGGAAGAAACUUGGCAAGGGAAUAUCAGAAACGCCCCCUCCUCAAGGAGCUGCAAGAGUGACUGGGAAGCCGAGGCAGCAAUGGACCCUGAAUAUAAUUAAUUCGGUGGAUACAGAAGUUCAAAUGGAGAGCAACGUCACCGAGAAGAAGUCUCAAGCGUCAACCACCACUCAGUCUACGGUACUAGAGGAUGAAGUUGGCUGCUGGUGUCCAUCAACAUUAGCUACCAGCAGGGCAGCACCGUCCAAGGGUCUAGGCAGAGCUAUAAACGAAACUUUUCACACGUUUAACGUUCCUGUAAAUAGUUACCCCAAAACGCCAUACAUCAAGAAAGUAAACAAUAAAUUAGUCAUGGACGAGGAAUUGCUUCGAGGUAGAUCGCUCGCCAAGAAGACGACAAAGAAAUCUCCGCCUGACAUCUCUUUGCCGUAUGUUCCGGGAGCCAGCAACAGUCCUAUGAAGAAAGCGAAGAAGCCUCAAGGGCAUCCUCCCACAAGGAGUCAUGACGCCUGGGAUCAUCAUAAAACCAGCGUCGAUCCAGCACUGAAUCAACGGAAUCCGACCAACCUACCGUACAUGUGA
Messenger RNA from Leptosia nina, 1515 nucleotides. The record is from the annotation of a GenBank genome assembly. NCBI's taxonomy places the organism in Eukaryota, Metazoa, Arthropoda, Insecta, Lepidoptera, Pieridae.